UGCCGUCGCAGCGCUGAAGAGCGUCUGAAGAGAGUAAUGGCAUGAGCCUUGCGUCGAGAUCCUGUCAAAGCACUAAACAGCAAAUUUCUCGCACCUGAACUUUUACAUUCUUUCCUGAGGACUAUUUUACCAUUUAAACUGGACGUCUUAUUUCCUUAUUUACACUGACAAGCAACAGCAGCACUUGAGAAGUCACUCCACCGCAGUUGCGUUCCUGUCUUAAGACAUUUAAAAUAAAAGGAUAUGGUGUUGGACAUGUGAAACACACGGGCAACUUCAAACAUGAAGCUGGCAUCUUCUCUGUGUUGCCUCGGGUUUCUUCUCACUUCUGUGGCGGUCCGUCUGAGCGACUCGCAGCAAGUAUGUACUGGCACAGAGAAUAAACUGAGUACUCUAUCAGACCUGGACCAGCAGUAUCGGACCCUUCGUAAAUACUAUGAGAACUGCGAGGUGGUGAUGGGUAACCUCGAGAUCACCAGCAUCGAUCGCAGUCGUGACCUGUCAUUUCUUAGGUCCAUUCGUGAGGUGACCGGCUAUGUGCUUGUGGCGCUAAAUCAGUUUGAAUAUCUGCCUCUGGAGAAUCUUCGCAUCAUCCGCGGCACCAGGCUGUAUGAAGACCGCUAUGGCUUGGCUAUCUUCCUCAACUACCGCAGAGACGGCAACUUCGGUCUCCGUCAGCUUGGCCUUAAGAACCUCACAGAAAUUCUGAAUGGAGGUGUGUACGUGGACCAGAACAAGUUCCUGUGUCAUGCUGAUACCAUCCACUGGCAGGAUAUAGUGAAGAACGCCCGCCCUGAUCACCUGGUUGUGCCGUCUAAUAGCAGCAGCUUCUGUCAAAGGUGUCAUAGAGCAUGUAAUGGACGCUGCUGGGGGCCAAAGGAGGACCAGUGUCAGAGCUUGACGAAGACGGUGUGUGCCGAGCAGUGUGAUGGCCGCUGUUUUGGGCCGUACGUCAGUGACUGCUGCCAUCGUGAAUGUGCUGGAGGCUGUUCAGGACCAAAGGACACAGACUGCUUUGCCUGCACUAACUUCAACGACAGCGGUGCAUGUGUGACGCAAUGCCCACAGCCCUUCGUCUACAACCCCACCACGUUCCAGCUGGAGCACAACCCACGGGCCAAAUACACAUAUGGAGCCUUCUGCGUCAAAAAGUGCCCACAUAACUUUGUGGUGGACCACAGCUCCUGUGUCAGAGCCUGUCCCAGCAACAAGAUGGAGGUGGAGGAGAACAGGAUCAAGAUGUGCAUCCCCUGCACUGAUAUCUGCCCUAAAGCAUGUGAUGGGAUUGGCACUGCCAGCCUUCAGACGUCUCAAACCGUCGACUCCAGCAACAUCGACAGAUUCAUCAACUGCACCAAGAUCAACGGAAACCUGGUGUUCCUCAUCACAGGCAUUAAAGGGGACAUAUACCACAACAUAGAGCCCUUGGAUCCAGAGAAACUCAAUGUGUUCCGCACCGUUCGAGAAAUCACUGGUUUUCUAAACAUUCAGUCCUGGCCAGAAAACAUGACUGAUUUGAGUGUCUUCUCCAAUCUGGCAACCAUCGGAGGCAGGUCUCUCUACAGUGGCAUCUCUCUUCUGGUGCUGAAGCAACAGUGGAUUUCAUCACUGCAGCUGCAGUCUCUUAAUGAGAUCAGUGCUGGAAACGUGUAUGUCACCAACAACAGCCAACUCUGCUACUACAACACCGUCAACUGGACACGACUCUUCCGCACCAACACCCAGAAGGCCCUGAUCCGCAACAACCGCGACCCCAAGGAGUGCAUUUUGGAUCGUAUGAUAUGUGACCCGCUGUGCUCUGAUGCUGGCUGCUGGGGUCCGGGGCCCGACCAGUGCCUGUCCUGUCGGUUCUUUAGCAGGGGACGCACCUGUGUUGAAUCCUGCAACCUGCACGAAGGACUGGCCAGCUCUAGGCCCAAGCUGCUCACCAGGCCUUAUGUGGUCGAGAAGCGGGAGGCGGGUUUGGAGAGGGAUGUACGUGAGUUCGCAAAUGGUUCAGUGUGCUUGGAGUGUGACGCACAGUGUGAGGUGGCAGAUGAUGACGGUCUUACCUGCACUGGGCCUGGUCCUGAUCACUGUGUUAAAUGUCUUCACUUUAAAGACGGACCCAACUGCGUGGAAAAAUGCCCUGAUGGCCUACAGGGAGCAAACAGCUUCAUCUUCAAAUAUGCUGAGGCCAACAAUGAGUGUCACCCCUGCCAUGUCAACUGCACCCAGGGAUGCACAGGGCCUCGUCUGCAAGACUGCAUUGGCAUGAUGGACAGGACUCCCCUCAUUGCGGCUGGGGUUAUUGGGGGAUUGUUUGUGGUGAUCAUCGUGGGGCUGAGUGUUGCUAUAUCAGUCAGAAGGAAGAGCAUCAAGAAGAAGAGAGCCUUGAGACGCUUCUUGGAGACUGAGUUGGUAGAGCCUCUGACGCCCAGCGGUGCAGCCCCAAACCAGGCCCAACUGCGCAUUCUGAAAGAGACCGAGCUGAAACGGGUGAAGAUUCUGGGAGCCGGGGCCUUCGGCACCGUCUACAAGGGCAUCUGGGUUCCUGAGGGUGAGACUGUGAAGAUUCCCGUUGCCAUAAAGAUCUUGAACGAGGCGACGGGCCCCAAAGCCAAUGUAGAGUUCAUGGAUGAAGCUCUGAUCAUGGCCAGCAUGGAGCAUCCUCACUUGGUGCGUUUAUUGGGUGUGUGUCUGAGCCCCACCAUACAGCUGGUCACUCAGCUCAUGCCCCAUGGCUGUCUGCUGGACUACGUGCACGAACACAAAGACAACAUCGGCUCCCAGUUACUGCUCAACUGGUGUGUUCAGAUCGCCAAGGGUAUGAUGUACUUGGAGGAGAGGAGACUUGUGCACAGGGAUCUGGCAGCUCGGAACGUCCUAGUGAAGUCAUCCAACCAUAUAAAGAUCACUGACUUCGGUCUGGCUCGCCUUCUGGAUGCAGAUGAGAAGGAAUACAACGCAGAUGGUGGCAAAAUGCCCAUAAAGUGGAUGGCCUUGGAGUGUAUCCACUAUAGGAAAUUUACCCACCAGAGUGACGUAUGGAGUUACGGAGUGACUAUCUGGGAGCUAAUGACUUUUGGAGGAAAGCCGUACGAUGGAAUCCCUACCCGAGAGAUCCCUGACCUGCUGGAGAAAGGAGAGAGGCUUCCUCAACCUCCCAUCUGCACUAUUGAUGUCUACAUGGUCAUGGUCAAAUGCUGGAUGAUAGAUGCAGACAGCAGACCAAGAUUCAAGGAGCUUGCAGCAGAGUUCUGCCGAAUGGCAAGAGACCCACAACGUUACCUAGUCAUCCAGGGGGAUGACCGCAUGAAGCUGCCCAGCCCCAAUGAUAGUAAGUUCUUUCAAAGUCUGCUAGAUGAGGAAGAACUGGAAGAUCUGAUGGAUGCCGAGGAGUAUUUGGUGCCACAAGCCUUCGGUAUUCCUCCACUGGCAUACACAACCAGAUCACGCAUGGACCCCAACAGAAACCAGUUCGCAUACCAGGACGGCAGCUUCGGCAUGGAGGAGAUGAUGGCCACUAUCCCGCGGGUCGUGGCUGUGUCCGCGGUCAGCCCAGGCUGUUCCGCUCAGAAGCAGUCUAUGGCCCAGCAGGGGGCCUCAGGGUCCUCUGAGGCAUUUGAGGACAGUCGCUGUAAUGGCACUCUCAGGAAGAAGGCUUCACCCAGGGCGAGCACUGGGGAGGACAGCAGUGGCCAGCGGUACAGCGCAGAUCCAACCGUGAUACUGUGUGAGCGUGGAGCCAGAGCUGAGCCCGACCAGGAUGGAUACAUGAGCGCUAUGCAGGACAAAAAGCCCUCAGAUUAUCUCAACCCUGUGGAGGAGAACCCCUUUGUCACCCAUCGCAGAAAUGGAGAGGUCCACACUCUGGAGCGAGGUUACCACAGCACCUCCAACGGGCAGCCCAAGAUGGAGGAUGAGUACGUCAAUGACCCGCUGUACCUCAACACCUUCCAUAACUCUGGAGAAAAAAGCCACGACAUUCUGAGGAAGAACGGAGCCCCUGUGGCGCACACGUCAGUGGCAGCAGCAGUAGUAGCAGCAAAUACUGGAACUUCCAACAGCCAAAAUCUUUCCCAGACCAUGCAACCAGCAGCACCAAGUGCACACAUCACAACACAGCCGCUGUACCAAGGCAAACAAAGCAUUUCCACCCUCUCAGGCCACACCCUCCACUCCGCCCAUCCCGGACACACCCUCCACCCAACACACACCCUCCAUCCUGCUCACUCCGGGACCAUCAAAGCCGACAUAAAGCCCAAAAAGACAUUUGACAAUCCUGAGUACUGGCAGCACAGUCUUCCCCCCAAGGCCACUCUCCACAACCCCGAGUAUCUGCAGGACUGCAGCACACGCUUCUUCUAUCGGCAAAACGGCCGGAUCCGACCCGCCGUGGCCGAGAACCAGGAGUACCUGUCGGAGUAUGCGCUAAAACCGGGCACCGUGUUGCCGCCACCUCCCUACCGCCAGAGGAACACUGUUGUGUAGCAACAACGACCGAGAGAAAGAAGGAAAGAUGGAGGUAAAGAGAGAGUCAUAGUGUGUUCUCACCCUGGCUCUCACACCAGCAUCCUGAUCUCUCCGCUCCUCUCUGAACUGGAUUUAACACCCAACCUCCAACGACCUGGAACUGAUCCACUUGGGUGAGCUUCUCCUCCAGAGGCACUGGUCACAUAUGACCACAUCAAUCAAAGCUCCUUCCUGCUUGUCUCUCCUCACUCCGAUCCCCAUUAAGACCUUUCCCUCUACCUGACCCCACCUAUUGAAAAGCGAUACUGUUCCCAACAUAAAAUACUGUAGAUGUUACGCUCAUCUCAUUGAAAGCAAGUACUGAUUAUGACAUGCAACGUGGGUCGAUCCAAUAGCAGAGAGGAGUCAUUCUUUUGUGCAAUUACAGAAAUGUUUAUCAUUUAUCUUGUUUUUGGGAUUUUUAUUUGAAGCUAUUAUAUGAUCUGUUGUAAUUUAUGACUUUGGUUAGCAUUAUUUGUUUUAGCACUCCAUACAUGAUUAUAUGAGACAGAUGUGUUGUACUCGAAAUAUCGUCAUGGGCCCUUGAGACAACAGGGCCCAAAAAGGUCCUUGAUGUCGCCUACUAACUGAAACUCAUAAAAAUGUAAGCGACAGGCCUGGUUGUAUGUUACAUACAAAAACAUAUGUUCAUUACAGUGUGGUGUCAACCAGGACCUUUGAUCACAUCCUUCUCGGAUCUUCAAAAGACAACACAUUGUGUGAUGUUCUGUUCGAAAUAUCUCCAUAAUUCAUCUGGUUUUAUGCACAUAUAUCAUAUUACUCAAACAAGGCACUUUUUAUUACUUAUAUUGAGCCGUACUUAUAAUUCGCAAGACUGGAACGAUUCACAACUGGAAACAGUCCAGCGGUCCGCAUUAGAGGUCUGUAAAACUACUUGUGUAAAGGCAAUUUGAUGAAGAGAAGCACUCCGUGCUGAGAACAGUAUCAGCCCGCAUAUGAACGAGACCGUACCACAGCCCGCCACAAAAUCAAUAACUUCAUAAAAGCAGAUCUGCAACAGUCUACUGUAAUAACAUUUUUAUUGUCGAUCUAGCCAGCAUUGAUCUGUACGCUCACGGAGUUGUCACCUUAAGGUAGCCUUCCUUAUUUUGUCAUUUAAUGUGUGGAAUAAAAAACCCAGAUUGGGUCUACCUUGAACUUUAGAAGCUAAAAUCAAUACUAGCGACCAACAGCGUCCACGUAGACGGAUCUACUGCGGCGAAUGGAUAUUUACACAGCUACGGAGGCCCAGGUUUGCACGGAAGACUCAACAGCACACAACGCCUGGCUCCAGUUCUGAAAUACGGCCGGAAAACUGUUACAACUGUAUAAACUUUAUCCACGUGCGAGUCGAUGAGAUGCACAAGACUUGCGACCAAGAUGGCAGCUUUUUGUAGCUGGGUACAUUUAAACUGCAACAAUGAGGGACAUUUUGAAAUCGAGAAGACAAGGAGUACCAUCAUACAGUACUAUGAGGAACAAAUGAGAACGUAUGAAUGGAAUAUUUGCCCCGAGGUCAGAGAUGAGACUGCCUCAAAUCUGUCAUCUCCAUUUGAACUGUCUCCCUUAACAACUUUUCUAUAAGAAGCAUCUCAUGGAGCCACACGGAUACAAGUUAAGGAAGAUAACGCAGCUUAUGUGAGCAUGUUGGAAAACAACUGCUACAUCUUCAAUACCAACCACGCCAUCCCGGUUUCUAGGGCCAGGUUCAUGUAUAGUUUUGAACACUGCCAGUCACUAUGCUUUUCUGCAAAGAGGAAUAAUAAUGAUGUUGUGUUGCUGGUUUGGAGAUGUGAAAUGGUUUUAUAGCACUUACAGCCUGGCACAGCCGCAUGAGUUUGUUUUAAACACCAACGGCACUGAUUGAAUACUCAUUUAUUAUAAUCAUAGCUCACAUGACGAUAGCAAACACCACCCGCCAACAUGCGUUUGUUUUGCUCUGUCAUUUUUUUUCCUUUUGUAUGAAGGUUUACGGAUACAUGGAGCACUUUAAUUAAUGAACAUAACAAAGAUAGAGUGGAGUUCCUUUCAUUGUGGAUAUUGCUGUUCCCAUGUGAUAACAGAUUAGACAAAUGACAUUUUUGGCUCUCUACUGGAAACGAAAUCAGGGAAUGUUAGUGAUGCGCAGUAAUUUUGCCAAACACAGAUGUUUACUAAUUGAAGUAUUAAUCUCAAGCUUUUAACCUUAAAAAUAAUAUGAUUAGAGCAGAAUUUAAGUUGGGUUGCAGUAAAAGAACGCUAAGAUUACCUAUAACAAUAAUAUAAGACGUCUUUACAAGAUGAAACUGAUACUUGAAACUGCUUAAUUUUAGCUCCUAUAGAAUUUGGAAAUGUUUUAAAAGUUAUGAAGUACAUACAGUGUGUAGAACUAAGGCCAAAUGAUAUUUUUAUUCUUUUGUUAUUUGUAUUUGUGACAAACCCAAUGCAUAGUUAUGUAAAGGCUUUUGGUUAUGGUUAUGAAAAGCUUAAAGUAGUACAACCUCCAUGAAAACCCUCUUGCUUAUUGUUCCAAGAGGGUUGAAGCUUUCAAUUGCCAUAUGGGGGAUGGACAGCUCUUCUCUCAACCCAAUUAAAGACAAGAACCUCAUGCAUAUGCUACUGAUAACAUCACCGCAGGUCAGGGUGUCUAAAUCUACAUAUGUAGCAACUGCUGUGAAUACAGGGUGGGGAAAGAUCUACUAAAUCUUUCGAGUGAGGAACAACUACACCAAAAUGGAGGGGAAAUGUGAUAUGAGAGACUGUUUGCAAAGGCUUUCACAGUUAAAGACUGUUAGAGGAUGGGACUCAUUAUAUUUGGAAACAUUUCCACUUUCUGGGAAAUGAGAUUUAGUUGGAACACAAACAUUUUGUCUCGCUGCACAUUGUUAAUUGGUGACUCACUUUUAUCAAAAUCUAGGAGAACACAAGACAGACAUCUUGACAUGAACUUGUGUAAAUAUAACUGAAUGGACUUUGAGAUAAUUAUGUGAAGAGUGGUGAGAUAUUGGUGAAGGCUUAUAUUCCCUUUUUUUUGCAUAAAAAGAUCUGAUGGGUGAGUUCACUAAGAAUGAAACCACUGAUAACGCUUAUUUGCACACGUGACCGAUUCACUAAAAUAAUUAUGCAGAUCAGGUAACGGUACAAAUGCACAGAGAAUCUGUGUUGAAUGCAAUUUGUAAAUCCCGAUCUUGGUUGUGAAUAAUGUAGGAGACUUGAAUCUCCAGCACUGAGAUCCAGACACUUGAAUCAACUCUUUAUAAUGCUUAAAGUGCACUUUACUACAGCUCGCAUCUGGAUAUAUGACUGGUGGUAAUGUUCUUCUCCAUCACUCAAUCAUCAUUUGAUGAAUUAUGUACGCAAAAUGUACGCUAACAUCUGCUUAUAUUGUAAAAUGGCCUGAUUUCUGUCAGGAGUAAUAGGUCAAUAGCAAUGAGUUAAGUUGAAUUUACAUAAUGCGUGUUUGUGCUGAAAACAAUGACUUCAUUUAAAUAAAGCGCGGAACUAUUUUACCACUUUUAGCGUAUGGUUGAACUUGAUUGUGGGUGAUUGGUUAGAAAGUACAGGGUUUUGAGUUUAAAAAAGUGGUGCAACUGUUUAGGCCCCGUUUACACUAGUGCGUUUUUGUUUUAAAAUGGUGUUUUAAAAUGAAAACGAUCCUCGUAUACACUGGCGUUUCCACAGCGUGUCAGAAACAAUCUCCGUCUACACUACACGGCCGAAAACGCUUGUCACAUGACUGUUCAUGCACACUGGGCAUCCGCGUACAAGUGUAAACAAUUGCCUCUUGCGCAUGUAGGUAGCUGCAGUAUUAAAAAAAAAAAAUGCAGAGUUUAACGGCACAAUGACUGCUAAAAAUGACAACAAAGCCAGCAAAGAUUGCAGUUCAGUCUCCAUGUUACUGUUUACACGGUUGUUAAGGAUACACAGAGCGAACAUGGGCAGCCACGCCAUCGUUUUCAAAAGUCUCCGUUUAUACUGAAACACAACCCCGACAUUUUCAAACUAAAAUGGGGUCUGCAGCGUUUUCGAAAGUCUCCGUUUUUGAGGUUCGAAAACACCGGCGUAUUGUAAACGACAGGUGUAACCAUAGCAAAACUUGUGUGUUUUAAAACGAAAACGCACUAGUGUAAACGGAGCCUUAGUGAAUUUACCCAUUGAUCUUUUUUUUUUUUCCUCCCUCAUUUUUAAAACAACACAUUUGUCAGCUAGUUGUAAUAUAUGUGAUUUAGGCACAUAAAAUCCCCUUCAUAAUUCUAAAGGGAUUUAUAAAGACCCUGCCAUCUUUUAUUUUACAGUAUAGAGAGGCAAUAAGCUUUACAAAAUACAAUGUAUUUCAGUUUAUCACAUUACUGUUAGGGUACUUAUAAUAUGUUAGGGCAUUUAAUGUUUAACACAAAUUAAUUUGCAGUGUUAUUGAGUCUACCAUUGCUGAUCUGAUCAUGCAUAUUUGCAUAUCAAAUUUGCAGUGUCAGAUGGAAACAAGCACAAGUUGUUCUUUUGGGUCCUUCUCAUUAGUUGUGUCAAGGUAUUCGGAAAGUAUCGGUAGACUAAGCACAGUUUAAAAAGUCAUUUUAUAUCACAAAGGACAAAUAAAGGGAAGAAAAACAUCUUCCUGCAACAUUGACAUUUGGAAUGGUUGUUCCUCAUGAUUUUACUACUGUACGUCAAUGAGAAAAUGUGAAUAGUAUUUUUAUAGACAGUUGAAUUGGCCAGAUGUAUUUGUAAAUAGCUGGGAAACUUGCGCUCUUUUCGACUGACCUUUUUUUCCCCAUUAUGUUUUGUUCACUUAUAUUGUGUGUGACUGGUUAUUCUUAUUUGAUGGCUGUAUAUAUCUGUAAUUUGAACAGCACAUAUUUGAUUUUGUAGAUCUUGCAGGUUCUUUUAGUACUUCGGUGUGUUUUUUCGUGACCGUAUGUAGCCCGGCUUGGUGCUUUUUGUGUUCUUUAACCUCUGCCAAUGCUCAAGAGGUAGAUGUUUUCUUUCAGUCAGGUAUAGCCUCCCCGGUUCACCCCACAAUUUUCUCUUUUUGUACAGAAUCCAGCGUGGGGAAUCUGCAGCUGUGUGACGAUAGCAUUUGUAUCUCCCAGAAAUCUCUCUCAGCUCCAGUUAGGCUUUUCCUGACUUUAGUCCUGGUCAUAUCGGUAGUGUCUAGUUCUUUCUCAGUAUAUAAUUCAUAAUCGUGCACGAUCUCCCAUCUCUUUUCACAUCUGCAGCCAACCACGCGGUGAGCUCAGGCUUAGCCGAGGGUUGCGAGCGCAAACACGGUGAAAAAUGAAGGCAAAAGCUACAGUCCCUGAGCUCAACCUUCUCAAAUACAUCCGCCACGGUGAUCCUCCAAGAGAUUCAUAAGUCAGAGUUUAUUAUUCAUGCUGUCAAGAGGACUAAUUGCCUGGAGUGUUCAUUUGGCCGUAUUGUUAUUGAGUGACGGCUCGUCAAAACUGAAGUCAAGUCUUGUCAUUCUUGAUCCAGGCAUACAGUGAGAGUUGAGACGCCCAUCUUCAGCUCUGGUCACAGUAACUUUCUCCACCACAGCUUUCCCAUUCCCCAAAGCUAGAGCAUUUAAAUACUGUUUCACAGUUUUGUUACCUGAAUCUAUAUUUUUAAUUUAAUAUAAAUAAAUAAAUACAACACCUGA
Ctenopharyngodon idella (grass carp) is the source of this 10108-nucleotide messenger RNA. It is a transcript of the gene erbb4b, whose product is annotated as erb-b2 receptor tyrosine kinase 4b. Gene Ontology annotation, cellular component: signaling receptor complex; basal plasma membrane. The coding region runs from base 283 to 4473 and encodes 1396 amino acids. Gene Ontology annotation, biological process: positive regulation of cell population proliferation; multicellular organism development; positive regulation of kinase activity. The record is from RefSeq and is a predicted model, not a curated record. Lineage: Eukaryota; Metazoa; Chordata; Actinopteri; Cypriniformes; Xenocyprididae. The transcript is spliced from 28 exons. Gene Ontology annotation, molecular function: transmembrane receptor protein tyrosine kinase activity; epidermal growth factor receptor binding; ATP binding.